Messenger RNA from Aspergillus pseudoviridinutans, 1620 nucleotides. RefSeq lists its product as uncharacterized. The coding region runs from base 1 to 1620 and encodes 539 amino acids. Gene Ontology annotation, molecular function: dipeptide transmembrane transporter activity; tripeptide transmembrane transporter activity. Gene Ontology annotation, cellular component: plasma membrane; fungal-type vacuole. The transcript is spliced from 7 exons. Lineage: Eukaryota; Fungi; Ascomycota; Eurotiomycetes; Eurotiales; Aspergillaceae. The record is from RefSeq and is a predicted model, not a curated record. Gene Ontology annotation, biological process: transmembrane transport; oligopeptide transport.
AUGAGCACGUCAGACGAUAUCGAAAGACAGACAGUGGUCACAUCCAACGAAAUUAAGGGGGUGCCAAAACAAUGUCAAUUGGCAGCAAGUGCGCAUGAUGAAGAAAAUCUGCUUCCAGUGGUAGACGACGUACCCUUCCCGGUAUGGCUGCUCGCGUUCGUCGGAGCCGCUGAGCGCUUCGUCUGGUAUGGAGCGACCAGCCCUUUACAGAAUUACAUCCAGCAUACUCCCUCUAGCAAGAUUCCCGGCGUACUCGGCCUGCGCGAAGCGGCGGCGACCAAUAUUGUGAACGCCAUGAUGGCUGGGGGUUAUUUCGCAACCAUCCCAGCAGCGGUGGUGGCCGACACCUGGCUGGGUCGGUACAGAACAAUUCUAGUGUCCGCUCUCAUCCAACUCUGUGGCUCGGCGAUUUUGUUCGCGACGUCCUUUCCCCGCGCUGUUCAAGCCGGUGCCGCGGAGAGUGGGUUCGCUACUGCGAUUAUGCUCAUCGCUCUGGGCUCGGGAGGCGUGCGAUCCUCCGUCGCUCCAUUUAUCGCGGAGCAGUAUACCGAAACAACUCCCAAGGUCAAGACGCUAAAGAGCGGAAGAAAGGUUAUCACGGAUCGAGAGCUCACAAUCCAAUACAUCUACAAUGUAUACUAUUGGAUGGUGAAUGUCGGUGGACUAUCGGCCCUAAUCACCACGGUCCUGGAGAAGUAUGUUGGAUACUGGGUCGCAUAUUUGGUUCCCUUGUGCAUGAUGGCACUGUCAAUUGUACCGUUGCUGGCGUGGCGACAUACUUUUGUCCGGCGCCCAGCGAGUGGCUCCGUACUACCACAAGCCGGCAGAGCAAUGGUGUAUGGAAUUCGCGAAGGGUUCCAGAUGGAUGAGGCCAAACCACAGAAGCAACAAGAGAAGCACCAGCGACAGGUGCCCUGGACCGAUACAUUCAUUGACGAGUUGAAAAGCGGAUUGCUCGCUUGCCGUGUUUUUCUCCUCUUCCCCAUUCAUUGGUUGUGCCUGAAUCAAACCUUCAAUAACCUGAUCUCCCAGGCCGGACAGAUGGUCAACUCUGGGGUUCCGAACGACACCAUCAAGUCGCUCAACCCCAUCUCUAGCAUUGUACUGACACCGGUGGUCUCGCGGGGCCUAUACCCAUUCUUGACCCGGCGCAGGAUCCGAUUCGGUCCCAUGGCCCGCAUUCUCGUGGGAUUUCUAUUUCUCACCCUCGCUAUGGUCUACACCGCGAUACUACAGAAAUUAGUCUAUUCCACGGGUCCAUGUUAUGAUCAGCCCCUGGCGUGCCCGGAGUCGGACCAUGGCCACAUUCCCAAUCAGAUCUCGAUGUUCCUGCAAACGCCGAUCUACGUUCUCGGUGCGAUUGCGGAAAUAUUCUGUUUCACCACGGGGACAGAAUAUGCCUACAAUCAAGCCCCGAAGACAAUGAGAUCGGUGGUUCAGUCAGUGUGGAUGGCCACGGCUGGCGUUGGGGCGUGCCUGGCGAUGGCGUUUACGCCCAUCACCAAGGACCCUUAUCUGGUCAUCCUGUAUUCGGCGUUGGCGGGCGUCAUGGCCGUGACAACGGUUUUGUUCGGGAUAUUCCUUGGAAAGCAUGAUCGGAGGAAGACCCUCCUCCCGUGA